Molecule: messenger RNA, 2430 nt
Organism: Pollicipes pollicipes
Lineage: Eukaryota; Metazoa; Arthropoda; Thecostraca; Pollicipedomorpha; Pollicipedidae
Product: putative ATP-dependent RNA helicase DDX10
Exons: 17
Coding region: 61-2430 (789 amino acids)
Molecular function (GO): RNA helicase activity; nucleic acid binding; ATP binding
Source: RefSeq, a predicted model, not a curated record
CUCAUGCUGGCAGCGCUAUUUGUAGAAUAGAGAUACUGUUGACAGGCUAAGCCGUUUGUCAUGAAGUCCAAGGAGAAUGGAAAAAAAUCAAGAAAUAAAGGAAAAAAGAAAGUGGACAGUGAGCUGGAAGAAAUUCAGUCUUUAGAGGCACAAUAUGACUCAAUCAGCGCCGACCAGGUGUCGACCUUCGAUGACCUGCCGCUGUCGGAGCGCACGCGCCAGGGCCUGCGCGAGCACGAGUUCCUGCAGCCGACCGACAUCCAGCGGGAGGCGGUGCUGCUGGCGCUGCAGGGCCAGGACGUGCUCGGAGCCGCCAAGACCGGCUCCGGCAAGACGCUCGCCUUCCUCAUACCGAUGCUGGAGCUGCUGUACCGGCGCCGCUGGACCCGCGUCGACGGCCUCGGCGCACUCAUCAUCACGCCCACGCGAGAGCUCGCCUAUCAGAUCUUCGCCGUGCUGAGCAACGUCGGCAAACAUCACGACUUCUCUGCGGGACUCAUCAUCGGCGGCAAGGACCUCAAGUUCGAGCGCAAGCGGAUGGACCAGGUGAACGUGAUCGUGUGCACCCCGGGUCGCCUGCUGCAGCACAUGGACGAGAACCCGCUGUUCAGCGCCGACGGCCUGCAGAUUCUGAUUCUGGACGAGGCGGAUCGCUGCCUGGAUAUGGGGUUCGCCAAGGCCAUGAACGCCAUCAUCGAGAACCUGCCGCGCGAGAGGCAAACGCUGCUGUUCUCGGCCACCCAGACCAAGUCUGUCCGUGACCUCUGCCGGCUGAGUCUCCGUGACCCGGUGUACGUGUCGGUACACGAGAAGGCCAAGCACAGCACGCCCGCCGGCCUGGCGCAGAGCUACAUCGUCUGCGAGCAGCACGAGAAGACGGACACGUUCUGGUCCUUCCUGCGCCACCACAAGCGGCACAAGAUCCUCUGUUUCCUGCAGACCUGCAAGCAGGUGAAGUAUAUGUACGAGAUGUUCUGCCGACUGAGGCCCGGGAUCACGGUGAUGGCGCUGUACGGCUCGCUGCACCAGCUGCGCCGCAUGGCCAUCUACGACGACUUCUGCCGCAAGCAGCGCGCUGUAAUGUUCGCCACCGACAUCGCCGCCAGGGGGCUCGACUUCCCGGCGGUGCACUGGGUGGUGCAGCUGGACUGUCCGGAGGACGCCAACACCUACAUCCACCGGGCCGGCCGCACCGCCAGGUUCCAGCGGGGAGGCGAGACGCUGCUGGUGCUCACGCCGCGCGAGGAGCGCGGCAUGAUCGCCCAGCUCGAGCAGAGGAAGAUACCCAUUCAGAAGAUCGAGGUGAACAAGGCGAAGACAGCCACCGUCCAGCGCAAGAUGGAGGCCCUGCUGGCACGCGACGUCAACCUCAAGGAGUCGGCCAAGCGCGCCUUCAAAUCCUACUUUAAGUCAACGUUCCUGAUGAAGAACAAGGAGGUGUUCGACGUGGCCAGUGUGGACACGGAAGCCUACGCCCGGUCGCUGGGCCUGGCCGUAGCACCCCGCAUCCGAUUCCUGAAGAAGAAACAGCUGAAUUCAGCCGCCGAGCAGCCGGCGCCGGCCGCCGAACCCCGCAAGGCUGAGACGGAAGAGCAGGCCGAGGACAGCGGCAUUGAGGAGACGAAGCUGUCGGCCGACGGCAAGCCCUACAAGCCGCUCUUCCGCACCGCCUACAGCUUCCACGACGACGGGGCGGACGCCGACUCUGGCGAUGACUUGCUGCGGGUAAAGCGGAUCGAUCACGAGAUCGGACCCGACGCGCUGGUGGAGGCCGAGCUAAAGCGGCGCGAGCAGCGACGCGCCUCCAAGAAGGUGACCAAGGCCGCCGCCGCCCACCGUGUACUCAAGAAGAGCAUCCAGCCGAACGUCAAGGUGGCCUUCAACGAGGACGGCGAGGCGGUGCUGGACAACACGCGGCAGCAGGUGUCACAGCUGGCGCAAGAGUACCAGCGGGCGGGCGGCAGCGGCAUCGACUUCGCCACCGUGCGACAGAUCCUGAAGGAGGAGGAUCGCGUCGACCGCGAGCUGUUCCGCGAGAAGAUUAAGGCCAAACACAAGGAGAAGAAGCGGAAACGGAAGCCGGAGCCGGAGUCGGACGACGACGCCGGAGCUCCGCGGCUGGCCUCCCCCGCCGACAGCGGAGACGAGGCCGCUCCGGCCGAGCUGGCGCCACCCUCCGACAGCGACGAGGAGGCGGCGAGGCCUGAAGACGAGGCGGCCGGGGCGCCGACGGCGUGGGGCGCGCAGUCGGACAGCGAAGCGGAGGAGGAGGAGACCAGGCCGGCGCCGAAACGAAAGCGGGGCGCCUCACAGCCGUCGGCGAAGCGGCGGCGGCGGCGGCGGCCGGCUGACGCCGAGGAGGACCUCAUGGAGACAGGCAUGACGGUGGCGGAGGACGAGGCGUUGGCGCUGCACCUGCUGGCCCGCUAG